Molecule: messenger RNA, 1239 nt
Organism: Schizosaccharomyces cryophilus OY26
Lineage: Eukaryota; Fungi; Ascomycota; Schizosaccharomycetes; Schizosaccharomycetales; Schizosaccharomycetaceae
Product: serpine1 like protein
Exons: 3
Coding region: 66-926 (286 amino acids)
Cellular component (GO): nucleus; cytoplasm
Molecular function (GO): RNA binding
Source: RefSeq, a predicted model, not a curated record
AGUGACUGCUUUUUGGAUGAAUUAGUUGUGUAACGCAACACACGAAUGAACUCUACAGCUUCCAAAUGUCUGUUGCAUCCAAGAACCUCUUUGACCUCCUCGGAGAGGAGACUCCCGCAGCAAACGCUGACAAGAAACCCAGCCACCGUGAGAAGAAGGAAUCUUCUUCUCCUAUGCCCCGUGAGUUGGUUGCUCCAACUACUUCCUCCAAGAAACGUGAUUCUAACCAACCUACUCCCCGUGAACGCACUGUCGCUAAGAAGGCCGAUCAGCCUCGCAGACCUCGCCGUCAACCUCAAGGCAAUGAAGCUUUCAUCCGUGAAGGUAAGGAUGCUCGUUCCAACAACUUGUCCCACCCUGUAGAUUCCUCUUCUGCUCCUACUACCCGUCGUCCUCGUCGUGGCCGUGAGAACGACCGCCGCAGCCAAACUGGUGUUGUUGACACCACUAAGCAAGUUAACCGUGGUUGGGGUGAUGCCAUUCAAUCCGAACAAACUGCUGAUGUUGCUGAAGAUGAAGGCAACACUCCCUCUGGUGCUAACACCCCCGUCCCCAAUGAAGAGGAUUCUGUCAAGACUCUUGAUGAGUUCCUUGCUAGCCGCAAGUCUACUGCUAAGCCCGUUGGCCGUAAGGUUGAAACCAUUGACAAUGCUAAGCCCAUCCUAAAGGGUGAACCUGAGGACAUCUUUGCUUCUGUCAAGAAGGGUGGUGCUUCUAAGAAGAAUACCGCCAAGGAAUCCAAACCCAAGAAGGUUGUUCUUGACAUUGAGCAAACUUUCACCACUCGCCCUUCCCGUGGUGGUGGUGCUGCCCGUGGUGGUCGUGGUGGUCCUCGCCGUGGCAACAAUGCCCCCAGAAACCAAACUUCCGCUCAAGCUCAAGCUCCUCCUACCCUUUCUGAAGCUGACUUCCCUGCUCUUGCUUAAAUAAACUAAGCCGGCGUGAGAGCAGAACCGUUGCGACAUGGAGCGUUUUAUUGGUCUUGGAUGAUUUUUGUUGUCAAGCGCAUAUAGAAAAGGUUGAUGUAUUUUGCAGCCCUUUUUUUGUCUUUUCAUUUGAGUACAUUUUUACUGGUUUUGUAGAACCGGCAAUGGUUUUCGUUUUGUACCUUCAUGUUGAUGUUAAAAUAUGCACGAGAACUUUGUCGUGUGUCUUUUCUGCUGAAUGAAUUGGCAAGGUCUUGACUAUGUUUAAAAUAGUUGAAGUAUUAGUGUCAAAAAAGUUUUUUUCCACAUCCUA